This is a messenger RNA of Caenorhabditis briggsae, 306 nucleotides long. The transcript is spliced from 2 exons. The record is from RefSeq and is a predicted model, not a curated record. Gene Ontology annotation, molecular function: serine-type endopeptidase inhibitor activity. Bases 1 to 306 code for a protein of 101 amino acids. NCBI's taxonomy places the organism in Eukaryota, Metazoa, Nematoda, Chromadorea, Rhabditida, Rhabditidae.
AUGCACCUACUUCCGGUAUCAGUUUUGAUACUAGCGGUUGCCAUUGAGGCGAAAUCCAGGUUUCCGGAUCCGCCAGUUUUCGCAUCACCAGUCACAUAUCCCAGCAUUUGUUAUUUACCACCAGAUUCCGCACUGUGUGACACUUCAGCUAACUCAUCAGAAAUGGAUCUCAUGACCCGGUACUACUUCGACGUGGCAACACAAGAAUGCUAUCCAUUCGGUGUACAGAAAUGCGGAGGAAAUCAGAAUCAAUUCAACAAUCGUCUGGAAUGUCAGCAGUUCUGUAAAACUUCCGAGUCAACCUAG